Haemorhous mexicanus (house finch) is the source of this 2377-nucleotide messenger RNA. It is a transcript of the gene CWC25, whose product is annotated as CWC25 spliceosome associated protein homolog. Gene Ontology annotation, biological process: mRNA splicing, via spliceosome. The transcript has 11 exons. Lineage: Eukaryota; Metazoa; Chordata; Aves; Passeriformes; Fringillidae. Bases 570 to 1781 code for a protein of 403 amino acids. The record is from RefSeq and is a predicted model, not a curated record. Gene Ontology annotation, cellular component: U2-type spliceosomal complex.
GCAGGGGCAGCGCGCUGGGCUGGGAACCACGAGCUCACAGGUUCGAACCCGGCCUGGCUCCAGAAGGGUAGAUGGCAGUUCCGUCCCGGGAGAUCACAAGCUCCAAACUGGGAGAUCGCAGAGUUUACUGCCUGUAUCCAGGGGGAUCACUGGCUCUAUCCAGAGAGGUUCGCCAGCUCUGAACCGCCCCGGCACAGGCGUUUCUUUGGCAUUGCUGAAACCAACCUCAUUUGAAACAGGCUCGGAUCUUGUCUGAAUUCCCUGGCAGUAUCCAAGGCCAGGUGCACGGGGCAACCUGGGACAGUGGAAGGUGUCCCUAACCAUGGCAGGAGUGGGAAUGGAGAGCUUUGGGGUCUCUUCCCACCCAAACCAUUCUGGAUUACAUGAACGGAAUGAAAACACCCCCGAGACCCGGUACUGAGGGGCCUCCGCGCCGCUCCUUUCUCUUCCUCCUCCUCCACCCGUGACGCACUAAGGAGGAAGAAGCGCAGAACCCCGAGCGGCGGCCGCGGUGAUGACGUAUUUCCUGUCCCGGUAGCGGCGGGGGACGUGCUCGCCCGGCGGCCGCGAUGGGGGGGGGAGACCUGAACCUGAAGAAGAGCUGGCACCCACAGACACUGCGCAAUGUAGAGAAGGUGUGGAAGGCAGAGCAGAAGCAUGAGGCCGAGAGGAGGAAGAUCGAGGAGCUGCAGCGGGAGCUGCAGGAGGAGCGGGCGCGGGAGGAGAUGCAGCGCUACGCCGAGGACAUGGGCACCGUGCGGAAGCGCGAGGAGAAGCUGGAGUGGAUGUACCAGGGCCCCGGGGGGAUGGUGAACAGGGACGAGUACUUGCUGGGGCGCCCCGUGGACAAAUUCAUCCUGGACAAGGUUGGGGACAAGGAAAGUGCUGGGGACACGGGGCUGCUGCCCGGCUCCAUCUUCGCCAGGGCCGGGGCCAGCUCUGUGCUGGACAUGGCCACCAAGAUCCGCGAGGACCCGCUCUUCAUGAUCAGGAAGAGGGAGGAGGAAAAGAAAAGAGAAGUUUUGAACAAUCCAGUGAAAAUGAAGAAAAUCAAAGCCUUGCUGCAGAACAGUUUGGAUAAAAAGGAGAGGAAGAGGAAGAAGGAGAAGAAGCACAAGAAGCACAAGAAGCACCGGCGGCGCAGCUCCAGCAGCUCCAGCUCCUCUGAGGAGGAGAGGCCCAGAAAUAAGUCUCAGAAGAGGGUGGAUAAUUCCUCCUGGAAGGCUGCUCCUUCCAAAAUCCCGGGAUAUGGCUUACAGGUGAGGGACCCCGAGGCGGGGCCGCGCUCCCGGGGCUCCCCGGGCCAGGACAGGGCCCCCCGGGAGCGCUCCCGGAGCCCGUCCCGCUCUCCCCAGAGGCAUUCCAGCAGGAGGAACCUCCAGAGAAGCUCAGCAUCUCCCUCCAGGCACAGCAAACAGCACAGCAGCCGUGAGGAGAAGGGCAGAGCCAGGAGCCCUUCCCCCAAAAGGAGCUUCCGGCGCCAGCACCCCCCGGGCUACACCAGGAAGAUCUCUCCUGAGGAGCUGGAGCGAAAACGUCAGGAAAUGAUGGAAAAUGCCAAGUGGAGGGAAGAGGAGAGAGCCAACAACCUCAGGAAGCACCGCAAGGAGGAGGAGCUGGAGAGGGAGCUGGAGAAACUCGACUCCAGGGAUGGGAAAUUCUUCCACCGUUUGAAGCUGGAGAGUGCCUCCACCUCCAGCCUGGAGGAUCGGGUCAAGCGCAACAUCCACUCCCUGCAGAGGACUCCUGCUGCCCUGGAAAAGAACUUUAUGCAGAGGUGAAGCCUGUUCUGGCCCUGCUCUGGGCCAGAGCUCAGUGGAUGUUUGUUCCCAGAGGUGAGCGCUCUCCAGGAACAAUUCCAGCUUCCAGAGAGGAUCACGGCGCUGAGCCCUUGGAGGCCUCUGCAUUUGGGGCCUUUGUGUUCCAUUUCUAACCUGUUGCCAGAGCUUCUCCUCCUCUCCCCACCCCUACUGGUGUCACUUUUUUUACAUUAUUACCAAACUCUGCUUCCUCCUGUGCCAGAGCUGGAGAUCUGUUUUUGUUAAUCCUUAAAAUCCAGAGCAGGACCAAUCCACACGUGAGGUAAUCCCAUGGAAUGUGACAGAACUACACCAACCCUGUUCCAUACUGUCACCCUUUGCACCCACACCUCACAGUGGGGUGUCUGUGCCUGGCAUUUGGUGGCUCGCAGAUUUUAUUUCAUUGAUCUCUGACCCAAAAGAAGCAGUUUCUGAGGGGGAAAAAAGGGAAUGAGCAGAGCCUGGCUGACACAGCAAACAUUUCUCUGGGAUUUUGUAAUGUAAGUAAUGUGUAUAUGUACAGCAGUGUAGAUUUAUUUUACCUUUUUAAUUAAGAAACUUCACUGUCGUUUGUUAAA